Cyclopterus lumpus (lumpfish) is the source of this 1831-nucleotide messenger RNA. RefSeq names its product phosphatase and actin regulator 1-like. Gene Ontology annotation, biological process: stress fiber assembly; cell motility. Gene Ontology annotation, molecular function: actin binding. The coding region runs from base 152 to 1726 and encodes 524 amino acids. Lineage: Eukaryota; Metazoa; Chordata; Actinopteri; Perciformes; Cyclopteridae. The transcript is spliced from 14 exons. The record is from RefSeq and is a predicted model, not a curated record.
CUGGGUAACACGCUAGCGUCCUGCCUUGUAGUAACAUGACAUAUGCCUAUGUUGGGGCUGAACCUUACGAGCCACCUCUCAGUGUGAGUGGUCGAGCUCCUGCGUCUGCCCAAGUCGGCCGCCAGUCAUCCCCGGACGCUGGUUCAAAUUGAUGGCGACCACUCCAGACAGCAGCAAAGACCGCAGACCGAUCAGGAGACUCCGCUCCAAGAGCGACACCCCUUAUCUCGUUGAAGCCCGGCUCUCCUUCAACCUGCGGACAGCUGAGGAAGUAGAGAGGCUGGCCGCCAUGCGUUCCGAGUCCUUGCUCUCCGGCUCCCACACUCCGCCCAUCCGUCGUCGGAGCAAGUUUGCCACUCUGGGACGCCUCCUCAAGCCCUGGAAAUGGAGGAAGAAGAAGAGUGAGAAGUUCAAGCAGACAUCCGUUGCUCUGGAGAGGAAGAUGUCAAUGCGACAGAGCCGCGAUGAGUUGAUCAAGAGAGGAGUGCUGAAAGAGAUCUUUGAAAAAGCAACCGUUGAGUUUGGAUCCUCGAUGGACGGCAGAGUCUGCGCUCAGGAGCCCUCUAUUAAGUCAUGUAUGGUCCUGCCCACCAAGAAAUGUGUCACCUACUCGGGUGACCUUCAGGAUAACCCCGCCAAGCCGCCGCUGUACCACAAAAAGCCUCCUGCUCUCCCUCCAAAGCCUUUCUCUAGGAUCCCAAACCAUAGCACAGAUUCUUGCCAGCCAAUGAAGUUGCCCUUUAUGCCCGGGGGAAAGCACUCCCCGCCUCUGCCUCCCAAGAAAGUGAUGAUUUGUGUGCCUCCGGGGGGGACUGGACUCCUCCCCUGUGGCCCUCCCCAGGGCAUGUCGCUCCACCACGGCACCUUGCUGCCCUCCCACCUGGCCGCGCUGUCGGGCCUCCAUCAGAGCCACGGCCACGGCCACCCGCUCCAGCUCCAGUACGGCAGCCUGCACGCGCCCAGCCGCAUCAUCGAGGAGCUCAAUAAAACCCUGGCGCUCUCCAUGCAGAGGUUUGAAAGCUCGGCGUUGCACGGCGUUGGCCAGUGUUUCCCCCUGGACAGGAGAGAAGUGCCGUCUGUGAUCAUCGACUACGAGGAUGACAAGGAGAACAUGCCCAACGAGUGCGACUACGAGGAUCUGCCCAGCAUGUACAAGGACGAAGACGACGAGGACGACGACGAGGACGACGACGAGGACGACGACGAUAUAUUUACAAGUGAACUGGCGCAGAAGGUGCUGAGGAAAGACUCUCUGGCCAUCAAGCUGAGCAACCGUCCAUCCAAAAGAGAGCUGGAGGAGAAAAACAUCCUGCCCAUGCAGACGGAUGAGGAGAGGGUGGAGUCCAGGCAGCAGAUCGGCACCAAACUCACAAGGCGCUUGAGUCAGAGACCCACGGCGGAGGAGCUGGAGCAGAGGAACAUCCUCAAACCUCGCAAUGAGCUGGAGGAAAUGGAGGAGAAGAGGGAGAUAAAACGAAGGCUAACGCGAAAGCUGAGCCAGAGGCCCACUGUGGAGGAGCUGAGACAGGCCAAGAUUCUCAUCCAAUUCAGUGACUAUGUGGAGGUGUCAGACGCCCAGGACUACGACAGGCGGGCGGAUAAACCCUGGACCCGGCUCACAGCCGCUGACAAGGCGGCGAUACGGAAGGAGCUCAACGAUUUCAAGAGCCACGAGAUGGAAGUGCACGAGUCGAGUCGCCAUUUAACCAGGUUUCACAGACCAUAGAAGACCACCACUGUCUUGAGCAGUGCCAGACCGGCGCUCUCCUCCACUGAGAACCUUAAGUGCUGGACAGUAAAAUGGUGCCCGUUUCUACAAUAAGGCCAUGUC